Messenger RNA from Fomitiporia mediterranea MF3/22, 843 nucleotides. RefSeq lists its product as uncharacterized. Lineage: Eukaryota; Fungi; Basidiomycota; Agaricomycetes; Hymenochaetales; Hymenochaetaceae. Gene Ontology annotation, molecular function: protein-lysine N-methyltransferase activity. Gene Ontology annotation, biological process: peptidyl-lysine dimethylation. The record is from RefSeq and is a predicted model, not a curated record. The transcript is spliced from 4 exons. Bases 1 to 843 code for a protein of 280 amino acids.
AUGUCCAUCUCAAGUUUAGACCUGCAAGAUAUUGACAUACUCAGUGACUCAUUGAGCCUCAUGGGUGAAGACUACGCCGCAUCGACGCACGACGAUGGAACCGUCCGGUACGGCGAAAUCGUCCUCAAUAUUGCUCCAAAAGCUUUAACGCUUCUCGCAGACCAGCUCUUUUCGCCGUCAUUGCUCCUCGCAGAGCACAUCGAACGAGGCAUCAUACCAUUAGGUGGAAAGACUGCUGUGGAACUCGGGGCUGGUUGUGCUCUCCCCUCCAUUCUUGCAGCGACGCUUCCGACUCCACCCGUAGUGGUUGUCAUUACCGAUUACCCCGAUAAAGCACUUCUUGCAAACCUGCGCAUUAACUUACAUGCAAAUGAACGACUGGUAGCACCUGACUGCUCUGUGGUCUGCAUAGGACACGAAUGGGGAACGGACUGCACACCGGUUCUGCAAGUGCACGUCAAUUCUGAUCUAGACAUAUUCAAAUCUUUGCAAUCAGGUUUUGACGUGGUACUCCUGUCCGAUUUACUCCACUUCCACAAUUCGCAUCAUGCCAUCCUCGCUUCCCUUAUUGCUCUCCUUUCUCGGACCUCGUCGGCCCGGGCGUAUAUUGCGUCGGGUACAUACACACCUCCCCAUGUGUGUGCAAAUUUUCUACGGAUUGCGGCAGCUGCAGGCUUAGUGCUCACUGAAGGGCACACGGAGGACGAGUGGCUCGGUUCCCGUGAGGUUUGGCGGAUGGGAAAACUGAGUACAAAUGACCUCGGUGUUAGGAAGGCGAUGUGUCGGUGGUGGAUCGCUAGAUGGGGUGAAAAAAUAUUAGGAACCUCGAGCUCGCAGAGCUGA